AUGAAGAGCAAAUAGAUAGGAUUUUUAAACGUUUUACAAAAAAACAUCUAAAAACGCUGCUCAUUGGUUGUUUUUAAGCAUUUAUUUCCACUUGAUGUGAUUUAUUUGGAUCAUAAUCUUAUUGUUCAUAAAUAUUUGAUAUCAUUUCAGAUUGGAUUUAAUUUUGAACACAAUUUUGGAAUAAUUUAAUUAAUUUCUGCAUUUUUUUCUAAAUUUGUCAAUCGAAAAUGGGCAACAGGUAUUUUAAACUUUAAUUUAUAUUAGUUUAAGUUAUUCUGAUACAUUAGAAGCAUCUAUUGUUAGCUUUAUUAUUAAUUAUUUCUUCUCAUUCUUAUUCGCUCUCACUUUAGGGCCUAUUACUUUUGUAAAUAUAAAUAUUAUCAGUCUAUGAUUUCAGAAAUUAAUAAAAGUGAAAGAAAUACUUUUGUUUGUGACUUUUUAUUUAUGGCAGCUAUUUAUGCUCUAAAUAUAUCAGUUUAUUUUAGAUGCUAUUUAAAUAGAUGGAACUUUUAUCGUAUUUACUAUUUAACCAUUUAUUCUUUUACUCUUUUUUUUAAAGAAACUAAAAGAUUAAAUCAUGAUGAAAUAGGAAGAUUAUAUGCAAAAUUAUGA
This is a messenger RNA of Paramecium pentaurelia, 612 nucleotides long. The record is from the annotation of a GenBank genome assembly. Lineage: Eukaryota; Ciliophora; Oligohymenophorea; Peniculida; Parameciidae.